UUCGGGAAGAGACCUGCCUUCCAGGUCAAGGCAGGAAAUUCGGGCUCUCGAAACGCAGGAAGUCAUGCGAGCGGUGCCUGCGAGUCAGUGGGAACAGAACUCACCCACGGCGACAGCGCCCAUAACUGCAUCCCCUAAUGAGCCUGUGGGCUGAGCAGCCAGCUCCGUCUUCCUCCCGGUGACGGAUAGAGAGCGACAGAGCCGAAGCCAGACUGACCCCUAGAAAGCAACAACUUCCGAUAAUAUGUACUGAUCCUCAAACUAAAUAGAAAGCUCUGGAAAGGAAUGAAGGAUGAAGCUCUAAAUAGAGUAUUUACUCAAUAAACAUUUACCCAAAGAUGAAAAGGAAUUCCAUGAAGAUGCCAUUAACCAAGAUAAUGGUGUUUGAUUUCACAGAGUAAAUUCUCUUUGAGAAGGUUUCCAAAGUAACCAGUCAUAUAGCCUCUCUCCUGGCUAUAUCAUUGAUAAGGCUUUUGACUACAUAAUUAGUUUACUUAAGUGAAAUUGUUCACUGUGGCAGCUCAAGAUUCCAGGUCAACGGUCCAGACACAGAGAAAUUUACGGAUAUCCAAAAAUGAUUGAGAUUGAACAGGCAGAGGCCCAGCUCUCUGAGUUAGACCUGCUAGCCAGUAUGUUCCCUGGUGAGAACGAGUUCAUUGUGAAUGACCAGCUGGCUUUAGCAGAACUGAAAGAUUGUAUUGAAAAGAGGACGAUGGAGGGACGAUCUUCUAAAGUUUACUUUACUAUCAAUGUGAACCUGGAUGUAUCUGAGGAAGCAAUGGUGAUGUUUUCUCUGGCUUGUAUUCUUCCCUUUAAAUACCCUGAAGUUCUGCCUGAAAUUACUGUCAGAUCAGUAUCACUAAGUAGAUCCCAGCAGACUCAGCUAAACACAGAUCUGACCGGAUACCUGCAAAAGAAUUGUCUCGGAGAUGUCUGUAUAUUGAAUGCCACAGAGUGGGUUAGAGAACAUGCUUCUGGCUAUACCAGCAGAGACACCACACCUUCCCCUGCUCCAGGAAGUACAUUCCAGCCAGUUGAUCUCAUUCUCACAAGACUGUGGAUCUAUAGCCAUCACAUCUACAACAAGUGUAAAAGAAAGAAUAUUCUAGAGUGGGCAAAGGAACUUUCCCUAUCUGGAUUUAGCAUGCCGGGGAAACCUGGUGUUGUUUGUGUGGAAGGCCCACAAAGUGCCUGUGAAGAAUUCUGGUCAAGACUCAGAAAAUUAAACUGGAAGAGAAUUUUAAUUCGCCAUCGAGAAGACAUUCCUUUUGAUGGUACAAAUGACAAAAUAGAAAGACAAAGAAAAUUUUCAGGUUUUGAAGAAAAAGUGUUCAAUGUUAAUGGAGCCAGAGGAAACCACAUGGACUUUGGUCAGCUGUAUCAGUUUUUAAACGCCAAAGGAUGUGCGGAUGUUUUCCAGAUGUUCUUUGGUGUGGAAGGACAGUGACUGGGCAAAGGAGUAUUGAAAGUAUUUUGUCACUGUUGGCCUUUUGAUUUUUCCCCCACUCUUUCUUGAAAGAUGAAGUAAUUUGGGGCACCUGGGCGCUUAGUCGGUUAAGCGUCUGACUUUGGCUCCGGUCAUGAUCUCCAGGUCCUGGG
Messenger RNA from Leptonychotes weddellii (Weddell seal), 1599 nucleotides. The record is from RefSeq and is a predicted model, not a curated record. NCBI's taxonomy places the organism in Eukaryota, Metazoa, Chordata, Mammalia, Carnivora, Phocidae.